GGGUCCUGCUCCACAUGCUGCGUGCUUUGCCUUCAGCAUGAGCCCAGAACUGCAGGUGGAUUUCCACACUGGAACUGAAGAGGACUCAGACAUCGCCUUCUAUUUCCGAGUGUACUUUGGCAACUGUGUGGUGAUGAACAGCCGUCAGUUUGGGGACUGGAAGUCAGAGGAGAGAUACGAUGGUAUGCCUUUUGUGGAUCGCCAACCAUUUGAGCUGUGCAUCUCAGUGCUGCAAAAUGAGUACCAGAUAAAGAUCAAUGGCCGUCAAUGUUACAAGUUUUCCCAUCGACUCCCGCCACAAAGUGUGAAGAUGAUCCAGGUGUGGAGAGACGUCUCGCUGAGUUCAGUGAGUGUCCAGUAGGGAAGGAUGUGACCAGAAUCCCCGUUGUCAAGGAGAUCCCUCCACCUCAGUGACCCUGUGAUUCCCAGAGCUGGCUAACAACAUGGGUUCUCACCCUUCCCCCACACUUGGUCAUUAAAACUCCUGA
This is a messenger RNA of Myotis brandtii (Brandt's bat), 488 nucleotides long. RefSeq names its product galactoside-binding soluble lectin 13. The transcript is spliced from 2 exons. NCBI's taxonomy places the organism in Eukaryota, Metazoa, Chordata, Mammalia, Chiroptera, Vespertilionidae. Gene Ontology annotation, molecular function: carbohydrate binding. The record is from RefSeq and is a predicted model, not a curated record. Bases 38 to 361 code for a protein of 107 amino acids.